AUGUCAAAAUAAGAAGAAAUUUAGCAAUAACCUCAAAUUAAGCCAAGUCCAGAUUGUAUUGAAUACAAACUCAAUUUUUAUCACCUUCAUGGUAUAUAAAAUUGCCCUUUUUGCAAUAAACCUUAAACUUAAUCAAUACCAAAAGAGCUUACUAAUGAAGAUAUUGAAAAAUAUUAAAAUGAAGUCUUACAAAAGUAAAAAGAUGUAUUACAUUAUUUUAAUUAAUAGCUAUUAAUUGAUAUUGAUCCUGAAGAUCCAGAUUAAAUGAUGGAUUUAUAUGAAAAAUAUAGAGGUUGUCCUUGUUGUAAAGGAUUUGUGUUGAAUUGUGAAGGGGUCAUAUGCGAACAAUUAGGUUUGUGCUAUUGCAUUUAAAAAGACUUGUAAGAUCGUUAAAAUUGAUUUAAAAAAUCAAAAAAAUAAUAUUCAUUAACUCAUC
This is a messenger RNA of Paramecium sonneborni, 436 nucleotides long. The record is from the annotation of a GenBank genome assembly. NCBI's taxonomy places the organism in Eukaryota, Ciliophora, Oligohymenophorea, Peniculida, Parameciidae.